UGGUUCCAGAUGUGGCUCGGACCUAAACUAGUGAUAGCUACCUCACAUCCCGAUAUCAUGCAGGCCGUGCUGACGCAUCCGGAGUGUCUAGAGAAACCAUUUCUCUAUGAUUUCGCCCAAGUCGAGCACGGAUUAUUCGGUGGCCAUUAUCAUACAUGGAAAACGCAGCGCAAAGCUCUAAACCCAUCCUUUAACGUUCGCAUCCUGAACAGUUUCAUACCGGUGUUUAUCAAGUGCUCAAACUUGCUGGUCAGCAAUCUAGAGAAGGCCAUAGACCAAGGUGGUAAAACGGUCUCUGUUUUGCCGCAUAUCAGCAAAUGCACGCUGGAAAUGGUGUGUGGUACAACGAUCGGAUGCGAUGUGCUAGAACGAUCCGGAAAGGAUACUCUGCUUCACAAUCUCGAUCGCUGCUUCGAAUUGGUGGCCAAACGGAUGGUGAGUGUUCAUCAGUACGCCGAUUUGUUGUACAGGUUUAUGCAGGAUUGUGCAGAAGAAGCACAAUGCCGUUUGCGGUGUUACGGAUACUUCGAUAAGAUUUUGGACUUAGCUAAAAGUCAACUGAAAAACGUCGCAGAUAUUGAGGAGCAGGAAGAUUUCAAGAAACCGCAAAUUUUCAUCAACCAACUGUUGUCAGUCAAACACAAUGGAAAUCCGUUCACGGACGAAGAAAUUACUCACAACAUCUACACCAUUAUUGCGGCGGGAAAUGAUACAACAGCACUUCAAGUGUCACAUACCUGUCUGUUCCUGGCCAUGCAUCCAGAGAUACAGGAGCGGGUUUACCAAGAGGUAAUGGAGGUCUUCCCAAUCACCGACCAGGAGAUUGAGAUGGAUGACCUCAAGAAGUUCACAUACAUGGAACGAGUACUGAAGGAAAGCCUCCGAUUGGCACCAUCUGGACCGAACAUCGGGCGUCAAGUGAUGCGCGAUAUUGAGAUCGGAGGAUUGGCAAUUCCAAGCGGAAGUCUAAUUUUGCUGAGCAUAUAUGCAACUCAUCGCCGUAAAGAUAUAUGGGGUCCUGAUGCGGAUUGUUUUGAUCCGGAUCGCUUCCUACCGGAGCGAAGCGUUGGUCGCAACGCAAAUGCCUUUAUGGCGUUCAGUGCUGGUUCGCGAAAUUGCAUUGGAGGCCGGUACGCCAUGAUCGGAAUGAAGAUCAUGCUUUCCUAUAUAGUAAGACGGUUUCGAAUGAGUACGAAGCAAACCAUGGCCGAUUUGAGGUUUCGGUUGGAUAUGACGCUCAAGCUCGAUUCUGGAUACGACGUGUUUCUAGAAAGGAGGUUGUAG
Molecule: messenger RNA, 1284 nt
Organism: Anopheles darlingi
Lineage: Eukaryota; Metazoa; Arthropoda; Insecta; Diptera; Culicidae
Product: cytochrome P450 4C1-like
Exons: 5
Coding region: 10-1284 (424 amino acids)
Molecular function (GO): monooxygenase activity; iron ion binding; oxidoreductase activity, acting on paired donors, with incorporation or reduction of molecular oxygen
Source: RefSeq, a predicted model, not a curated record